CCUGACAUGGACCGUGGCCGCCGUCGCUCUGGUGCGAAACAACUAAGCUUCCCAACCUAAACAGUUCGCCAUUCUUGUCCAGCGCCAAACUGCAGCAGCCCCUCGCUCAGCGAACGUGCUGCGCAACCCCAGAUUUCAUCCCCAUCAAGUUCCCUAUUUGAUCUCGAUCGCAUCGGAAUACGGAGCGCUUUUCAUUUACCCCGCAGACGCAAUCUGCCGACGCCCACGCCAUCGUCCUCACACCCGAUCGCCUCAACGAUGCCGGCCCUCGUUUCAGCAACAGGAGUCCUGGGCUUUCUGGCUGAUGAAGAGCCGGAGCUCAAGGUGUUUGCGCUCAAGACCCUGAACGAUGACAUUGACACCGUCUGGACCGAGGUCGCUGGUGCGUUGAGUCAGAUCGAGGCCUUGUACGAAGACGAGAGCUUUCCGGAGCGCCAGCUUGCCGCCCUUGUCCUCGCAAAGGUCUACUUCCACCUGCAAGCCUACAAUGAGAGCAUGACCUUCGCGCUCGCGGCCGGCCCGCUCUUCAAGCUCGAUGCGCCCGGCGAGUUCGAGGAGACCAUCAUCUCCAGAUGCGUCGACCAGUACAUCGCCGUGUCCUCGGCGCGCCACACUCCGCCGAAGCAGUCCAAGAACGACGUUGCGCUGCCCGCCCUUACGACCACCUUCGGCCCCGCUUCGCUCGACGGGUCCGCCUUGAUCUCGCCCACCACGCCCUUUUCCCAGUCCACUCUUCCCUCCAAGUCGUUGCUUUCUCGCGCCUCCGUCGACAACACAAUCCUGGAUCCCAGCUUCCAGCCCGCAAAGGAGGGGCGGUCUGCCUCGGUGGCCCAAAUAACGGACGACAGCACGUGGUCCGCGCUGGAGAGCGCCAUCGAACGCCUGUUUGAGAGCUGCCUGAAUGAGGGCAAGUACCGGCAGGUCGUCGGUAUCGCGGUGGAAGCGAAGAAUCUGGACGUGCUCCGCAGGGUUAUCAAGCGAGCCAGUGAGGAUGGGAAGCGCUCGGCGACCAAGGCACAAGAAGGGACCCAGGGCCCGGCCGAGGAGCUGAUGGACUAUGCGCUCAGCAUAUGUAUGGAUAUCGUGCAGGAGCGGGGUCUGCGGACCGAAAUUCUGCGCCUCAUUCUCGAUCUCCUCAACGAUAUCCCACAUCCCGAUUACUUCGCCAUCGCCAAGUGCGUCGUCUACUUGGACUCCGACGAGGAGGCUUCCGCGCUCCUUCGGCAGCUGGUUGCCAAGGGCGAUAACAACGCCGUGGCGAUUGCGUACCAGAUCGCCUUUGAUCUCUAUGACAACGGCACCCAGGAGUUUCUGGCCAAGGUUAUCAAGUCCCUGCCUUCAGGCGAAGCUGCUCCGAAGAAGGCCGAAUCGGAGCAAACGGCCGAGGGAGCGGGCGAGAGCCAGCCUCUGCUCGCGGGCCAGGAGAACUCUUCGGAGACAGCCGCACAAGAGACGCUGCCGGAGGAGGUGGCCAAGGUAUACCGUAACGUACGGUCCAUCCUUGACGGAAGCGCGACGAUCAAACUGAAUUUGGAGUUCCUCUAUCGCAACAACCACACCGAUCUCAGCAUCCUCAACAAGGUUCGGGACAGCCUUGAGGCUCGCAACUCCAUCUUCCACUCGGCUGUGACGUUUUGCAACGGCUUCAUGAAUGCCGGCACGACCCACGACAAGUUCUUUAGGGACAAUUUGGAGUGGCUGGGCAAGGCUGUCAACUGGUCCAAGUUCACGGCUACUGCUGCCUUGGGCGUCAUACACCGGGGCAACCUCAGCCAGUCGCGCAAGCUGCUUGAGCCCUACCUCCCGAAGCAAGGCGGCGUCUCGAGCGGUUCCAUCUUCAGCCAGGGUGGCGCCCUUUACGCAUACGGCUUGAUCCAUGCGAACCACGGCGCCGGCGCCCUGGAGUACCUCCGGACCAUGUUCAACGCCGCGGAUGAGGAGGUGAUCCAGCACGGCGGCGCGCUCGGUCUCGGCAUUGCCGGAAUGGCCUGUGGCGACGAGCAGAUCUACGAGGAGCUCACCAAGGUCUUGUUCGCAGACUCCGCGCUGAACGGCGAGGCUGUCGGUCUUGCUAUCGGCUUGAUCAUGCUGGGGACCGGGAACGCCAAGGCUCUCGAGACCAUGUUCACGUACGCCCACGACACGAACCACGAGAAGAUCGUCCGCGGCUGCGCUCUGGGCAUGGCGCUCAUCAUGUAUGGGCGACAAGAAGGCGCCGACAGCAUGAUCGAGGGCCUUCUCAACGACCCCGACCCGACCCUGCGCUACGGCGGCAUUCUCACUGUCGCCCUGGCCUACUGCGGCACCGGAAGCAACAAGGCUAUCCGGAAGCUUCUGCAUACCGCCGUGAGCGACGUGAACGACGACGUCCGCCGCAUUGCCGUCAUGAGCCUGGGUUUCAUCCUCUUCCGGAAACCGGGUAGCGUUCCGCGCAUGGUCGAGCUCCUGGCCGAGUCGUAUAACCCGCAUGUGCGGUACGGCUCCGCCAUGGCCCUGGGUAUCGCCUGCGCCGGCACCGGACUGGAUGAAGCCAUCGACUUGCUCGAGCCGAUGAUGAAGGACCCGACCGACUUUGUCCGCCAGGGCGCGCUCAUUGCGCUGGCCAUGAUCAUGAUCCAGCAGACCGAGGCCAUGAACCCCAAGGUGACGACGAUCCGGAAGACGCUGAAAAAGGUGGUUGGUGACCGCCAUGAGGACGCCAUGACCAAGUUCGGUGCUGCCCUCGCCCUCGGGAUCCUCGAUGCUGGCGGCCGGAACUGCACGAUCGGUCUGCAGACCCAGACGGGCAACCUCAAUAUGGCAGGCAUUGUCGGCAUGGCCGUCUUCACCCAGUACUGGUACUGGUUCCCGUUCACCCACUUCCUGUCCCUCAGCUUCGCGCCUACAUCCAUCAUCGGCCUCGACCAUGAUCUCGAGAUGCCCAGCAUCAAGUUCCACUGCGCGACGCGUCCCAGCCUGUUUGACUACCCCCCCGAGCAGGAGGUCAAGGUCGAGGAGGGGCCCGCCCUGGUCACCACGGCCAUCCUGUCCACCACGGCGCAGGCGAAGCGCCGUGCUCAGAAGAAGGAGCGCGCUCAGCGGCGCGAGAGCAUGGACGUCGACACGCCUGUCGUGCACAAGCCGCAGGCGCCUGCCGGCGACAAGAUGGACGUGGACGAUGACAAGAAGCCCAAAGAGGAAGAGGCAAAGGAGAAGAAGGAAGAUGAUGCAGGCGCCGAAAAGGAAGGCUCGCCCAGCCAAGACGCCAAGAAGAAGGCCGAGAAGGAAAAGGUCGGGUACGAGAUUGAGAACAUGUCGCGCGUUCUCCCCGGCCAGCUCAAAUACCUCAGCUUCCCGGCCGGACGGUACAAGCCGGUCAAGAAGCCGACUGGCGGUCCUAUUCUCCUGCACGACACGCAGCCCGGCGAGCCCAAGGUGCUGAUUGAGGAGAAGCUCAAGAAGGUGACGACCGAGCGUGCUCCCGUGGCCGGUGCUUCUAGUGGCGCUGCGGGCGCCAGGACUACACCCCGCGACGCUGCGCGGUCGCUGCUUAACAACUGGUCGGCGGCGAGAGGCGGCAGCUCCAUCCAGGACAUCAACGAGCUGUUAUCGCUGACGCGGGAAUCCCAGCUGGACACGGGUGCUUCGAAUCGUGCCGUUUCUGAGGGCAGGCGAGCAGCGGGAGACGGCGGUAGUGGUAGCGGGGCUGCCGCCGCCGCCGGCGUGUUGACAGCAGUGGACGAAGAUAACGAGGGCGAUGAGGAGGCACCGGCUCCGGGUGACUUUGAGUACUUCACCGAUGCGGACGAGGAGGAGUAAACAUACCCUCCUCGUCCAGGGAAGUGCUGGGUGUAUAAUACUGUUUGUAAAUCUGUAAACAGGCCGGGGUCGUGGAAUAGACCGACGGUGAGCUCACUGUGGCACAUUGGAGCCGUGUUCGUCAGCCUUGGUGUAUGGGUAAUUUGGGGCCGGCCCCUGACCAAGGUAAGGCGCCCGUUGCACGCCAAG
Molecule: messenger RNA, 3987 nt
Organism: Thermothielavioides terrestris NRRL 8126
Lineage: Eukaryota; Fungi; Ascomycota; Sordariomycetes; Sordariales; Chaetomiaceae
Exons: 3
Coding region: 259-3798 (1179 amino acids)
Biological process (GO): regulation of protein catabolic process; proteasome-mediated ubiquitin-dependent protein catabolic process
Cellular component (GO): proteasome storage granule; proteasome regulatory particle, base subcomplex; proteasome complex
Molecular function (GO): enzyme regulator activity
Source: RefSeq, a predicted model, not a curated record